AUGAGUGAGUUCAUGAAGUUAACUGCUACUGAUAUGAAGUCUAUUCUUCAGAAGCUCACAGUUAUCACGGUGUUUUCAGAGACUAUUCAGGAUGAUCAAAAUCCUGAUGAGUUCUCUAUUGAAGAUACUAUUUCCGAAGAAGAACCAUGUAUACACCUCGUUGGAGCUGUUUUCACUACUCAUAAAGAAAAUGAGGAUAUAGUGUUGGAUCAGCAAUUGCUCAAUACUGUACGUAUUGCUCUGAAGUUCUCUCCCGAGGUUAAUGAUCUGCGACGUAAAGCUGCUACUUCCUCGGAUGUGUUGGUUGGCUACGUGGUUCGUGAUGAUCUGCUCUACCGUGUUGGUAGCGUAGCUCUCAGCGAUUCUGAUAGAGGUAGCUGUGUUACUUCUCAGAUUGUUGUCCCUGAGAAUCGAGUGGAUGUGCAGUUCGAGGUUGUGAAAUAUUUCCAUGACCUACAUGGUGGCCAUCCAGGAAGAGCUGCGCUUACACGUUGGAUAUGGCGUCACUUCUACUGGAAGAGAUUAGAUCAACGAGUCCGAUCCUUCAAUAGAGACUGUCUGGGAUGCCAAGCUCGGCAACAAGCAGCUAAUAGGAAACGUGUAAUGUCGUCUAGACCGCCAGCUUGCCCAGUGCGUUUUGGUCCGUUUGCUAUUGCUUACUUUGACAGCAGUGGACCUUAUCAGUUCGUUUAUGAGGAGAACGGUCAGAAAAGGACUGGCAAGUUCUACUUAUUUUCGUUGGUUUGCCAAUCUACUCGUUAUAUUCGUGUCCUUCCUACUGUGGAUAAAUCUGCAGCCGCUGCCUCACAAGCCCUAUAUCAACUACUGGCUGAGGAAGGACGUGUGAGUCUACUGGUGACUGAUCAGGCGUUAUGCCUUCCAGUCGUGGCUGCCGUGGUGAAGGACUUUGGUGGUUUGUUGGUUCCUGCACCUGCUAGGGGUGAAGAACUUCGAGGUUGGGGUGAGAGACCACAUAAAGAUCUUCAUUCUAUUGUUCGAGGAUCAUUGUUUGACCUCAAGAAGUUGCCUACUAGGAAUGAGUUGCUUCGUUUAUUCUAUAAGGCAGCCAUGGUGGUGAAUAUGACCCCUUACACUGAUUCAAGCCCUUUAUGCCCUUUUUUAUUGUGUCGUGGUCAUGAUCGCUUGAUUGGCGAUCCUGGUGCUAUUGAAGAAGCUGAGGGUAUUCGCAAAGCAGUAUAUGAGGGAUUGGAACCGCCAUCGUGGUGGGCAGAAGUUAAUACAGAAGAUUAUUUAUCCAUCCUGGAGCAAGGCCGUGCAACGAGAUUGGCUGAAUUGGCUGAUAUCUGGUGGCUUAAGCGCCGUGCCGUUCGCGAGAAGUUACUUGGUCGAUUCCUUCGUCAUGCAGCAAGGGGAUUAUGCGAGAAUUCACAAGCCUUUAGGUGGCGACCACAGCUAGGGAUCUUUGGCAAGCUCAACACUGGCUGGCAGCCCGUGACGUUACUUAAGAAGAAGAGUGAUAGUGUAUGGCUAGUACGUCUCGAGGAUGGGAAAGAAGUCGACGAGUCAGUGCUUAACUUGCGCAUUCCAUCUGCUGAGUGA
Molecule: messenger RNA, 1560 nt
Organism: Perkinsus marinus ATCC 50983
Lineage: Eukaryota; Perkinsozoa; Perkinsida; Perkinsidae
Exons: 1
Coding region: 1-1560 (519 amino acids)
Biological process (GO): DNA integration
Molecular function (GO): nucleic acid binding
Source: RefSeq, a predicted model, not a curated record